CAUAGAAAAACAAUCUAGCAAACAGUAUAUUGUUGUUCUAUUUAGCAAAUAUGCUAUCACCAGUUUUAGAGGCGGAAUUUAUUUAAAUAUCAAAAUUAGUUUAUACUUGUAGUAUUCGAAAUUUGAGUAAUUUUGAACAGUCAACUAAAUGAAUCGUAAGCUUUCAGAAGAUGACGUACGAAAAUCGUCGGAUUCCAGUGAUAUUGGCAGAGAUCAUUCACUUUCGGGCAUAUGCAUCAGUCAACCCCGCGGCAGCAGCAUUGAUUCAGUAGUGUGUCGUAUUUGUCAGGGCUCUAGCGAUGAGAUAAGCAUGAUAUCUCCAUGUCUGUGCAAGGGAUCGAUGAAAUACGUGCAUUUGGAAUGUUUGGAGCUUUGGUUAAACCGUUCCGGACUUACUCGGUGUGAGUUGUGUUUGCACAAUUUCCAAACCCACGAAACGCUUCGUUAUGGUUGUUGCGAGUCAGUGCUAGUAUGGUACCGUAAUCCAGAUAACCGGAAUCUAUUGAUGUCGGAUCUUUUGAUCUACUCUAUAUUGUCAUUUGUGUGCUUUAUGCUCACUCUGGUUUGCAUGUUGGUGUUGCGUUUUCAACAUUCUGAACACGAUCCAUUUGGAGAGGAAUUAGCUAAAGUGGCUGUCAUUUGUUUUCUAUCGUUGGUGAUGAUUGCUUACUCUGCGAACGUUAUUAUCAUAGCAAGAGACCAUUUAAUGCCCUGGUACCGUUGGUGGAGAUCAGCCAGAAAUGUUCGAUUGUCACGCUUAGACGUAGUCGAUUAUCCUAUGGAAACUGUUUAGAAUACACCUCUGUUGUUUCACAAAUUUGAUUAGUUUAAAACAUUUUUGCCUUCACAAAUUAGCUCGGGAACUGCAAAAUGUAAAUUUAACAUACAUUUACAUUCAUAUUCUUUUUUCAUUCGAUUUGUGUGUCUUUGAAAUAAAAGAAAAGUAGAAAAAAGAAUUGGAAGAAAGCUCCUGA
Molecule: messenger RNA, 974 nt
Organism: Anopheles arabiensis
Lineage: Eukaryota; Metazoa; Arthropoda; Insecta; Diptera; Culicidae
Product: E3 ubiquitin-protein ligase MARCHF2-like
Exons: 6
Coding region: 149-793 (214 amino acids)
Biological process (GO): protein ubiquitination
Molecular function (GO): ubiquitin-protein transferase activity; zinc ion binding
Source: RefSeq, a predicted model, not a curated record